This is a messenger RNA of Vicia villosa (hairy vetch), 1122 nucleotides long. RefSeq lists its product as uncharacterized. Bases 1 to 1122 code for a protein of 373 amino acids. Lineage: Eukaryota; Viridiplantae; Streptophyta; Magnoliopsida; Fabales; Fabaceae. Gene Ontology annotation, molecular function: catalytic activity. The record is from RefSeq and is a predicted model, not a curated record. The transcript has a single exon.
AUGAUUAUCCUCUCUUUAAACUUACGUGGAGGAGGGAGUCGGGCAAAGAGGAAAAGAAUCGGCUUUCCUAAUAAAAAAGGAUAUGUUGAUCUUUGUUUUAUUCAAGAAACAAAACCUAGUGGUUUGGAUUUGAACGUGGUCAAAGAGAUGUGGGGAGACAACAAUGUAGAGUGGUCUCAUUUGGAUGCCAAUGAGGCCUCGGGAGGGAUUCUCACAAUGUGGAGAAAAGAUUUCUUUUCUCUCAAUUACAAUUUUAGAGGAGAAGGCUUUCUUGGUCUGUGCCUGGUGAAGGAAGGAAAACUUAUCUACUUUGUAAAUGUUUACGCCUCAUGUGACCAAGUUUCUAGAUUGAGAACUUGGAAUAAAAUUCUUGAUUUCAAAAAUAACAAUAUCGGAGGAUCUUGGUGCAUAGGUGGAGACUUCAAUUCUACCUCCUCUUUAGAUGAAAAAGUUGGAGUUUCUAACCGAGGAUAUAGAAAUGAGAUAAGGACCUUCAAUAAGUUUAUUAAUGACAUGGAUUGGGUCGAUCUUCCAACUAUUGGAGACAAGUUUACUUGGUUCAAAAGUAAUGGGAAGUCAAUGAGUCGGCUUGAUAGAUUCCUCCUAUCAGAAAGUUUUAUACACGAUUGGAGGGUGGAGGGGCAACAUAUAGGCGAGAGGGAUGUAUCCGACCAUGCUUCUAUAUGGUUGAAAGACAAUAGAAAGGAUUGGGGUCCUAAACCUUUUAAGUUCAACAACUUGUGGUUUAAGCAUGAGGACUUUACUACUUUUGUGGAAGUGGAGUGGAGAAAACUUGAAGUCAAAGGGAUAGGUGACUAUUGUUUGGUAGAAAAGAUGAAAGCUCUAAAAACUAGGAUCUCUUGGUGGAAAAAAACGUUCUAUGGGUGGAUAGAUCUUAAAAUUGACAAGGAUGGAAAAGAAAUGCACGAUUUAGAUAACUUGUUUGUUCAUUUUGCAGGUAAUGUUCCGGAAGAGGUGGUUAUGAAAAGAUUAAAAGUGGCGGAGGACUUUUGGGAUAACCUAAACAAAAAAAGAAGGGUUAUUAAGGCUAAAGUCGAGACAACUUUGGCUAGCCGAGGGGGACGACAACACGAUAUUCUUUCACAAUUCCUUAAGAGAUAG